ACACGUCUCCAAUGAACGGUCAGACUGUUACAGAACAGCUGUACACCGACAAAGACGCCCUGAACGACCCUGAGCUCAAUGGCCACGCUCUCCGCCCGCGCUCAUCCACCAUCCGCGCCAAGCACCUCCCUCAUGCCCCUCUUUCCCUCCCCCUCGACCAGUCGCUACCGCUGACAACAAUACCUACGACUACGUCCCUGGAUACGGCUAGGCCUGACGCGACGGUACACGAUCUGUACCAAACACCCGUCACUCGCUCAGAGACCACGUCGACCAUCCGGCCGACCGGUCACCGCGCGAACACGUUCCACACACUUCUGCAAACCGAUACCUCGUCCAAGAAGCCCAAGUCCAAGCCAAAUACUGACACCAGUGAUGCUAGGAGACCCAGCAGCUCUCACUCGACCAGGUCGAACCGUUCGACCCACUCCAACUACUCCAACCCGGACGAGACACCCAAGCCGAGCGCGUUCCUCCCCCGCGCUUUCACCCUUGCUCCCAGCUCAGACUACCAUGUUCCGCCUGUCCCUCCUCUUCCCACAGGCUCAUCAGCGCACGUGCCGCCGUCAAGCAAGCCGCGCUUCGGGCUCGGCCAGCUCCUGCCCAAACAUGCGCUCUUCCUCGCUCGUGUGAACAUUCACCAACUGUCCAGCGUCCCGCUCGUGAGCGGUGAAUUCGGCGUGCGGUGGCGCGUCAAGGGCGUCACCAACCCGUCCAAGGCUGGCUUCGGGAAGCCGAAGCGGACGCUGAAGAAGAGCGCGACUGCCCCUGCGGGGCAGGUGACGAUCGAGGAGAACGCGUUAGGAGAGGAAGAGGGCGAGGAUGCGGCGGAUGCGGGGUUGGGGCAGGUGUCGCCGCGCGGGAGCUCGUCAGAUGGGAUGAGUAUGCGCGAGCUUGAACCGGGGCCCGGGCGCCACCACGACGAACACGAGCGGGGAGGCUCGCCGUCGAUGUCGGAUGCGCACAGUAUCGCAGCGUCGACUAGCACGCGCUCGACGUCAAACUCGUACGGACAAGGGCAUGGGCAGGGGCCCGGAGAUCCCAGCCCGUUCAUGUCCAUUCCCUCCGUCGUCGUCUCCGCGAGCAGCCCAAUAUCCGCGCCGAAUUCUCAUCCUUACCGUCCGCCGUCCUCGCUGCACACCGUCAGCACACAGAGGACUGCAAGCAGCGCGACAUCGUCGUCCGCUGCCUCUUCUCAUACACCCGGAAGCACGCCUGGGUUCCGCAAUCUGCGCCACCUCUAUCCGGGCGCACCGAGGAGCGCCACUGCCGCGUCGCUCGACUCGUCCGUGCUUGCUCUUGCGGCCGAUUUUUUUCCAACAGCUACUAGAGGGGGAGCACAGAACUCAGACAAGCCGUCGCUCGUCACGAGCGCGCCGUCCCUUGAGGAAUUCGCGAGUGCGAAAGGACAUACGCUGUUCGGGCCCUUGAAGGACCACGCAGUCGAGUGGGAGCAGACGCUGAACUUUGUCUUGCAGAUGGGGGUUAAGAAGGGGAAGGACAAAGGCAAAGAGAGGGAGGAUAAGGUCAAGGCCAAGGACAAGGGCAAAGGAAAGGAAGAGAAGGAGGUGGGCGAGUUGGCGGACUGCGAGGCGCGGUUUGUUGUUAUGCAGCGCGUCGUCCCCGGUGACCCGAAUGCGCCUUCUAAUCCGCGGCUUGGCGCUAUCACCCUCAACCUUGCGCAGUACGUCGACGCGGGGAGCGUUACGCGCCGGUACCUGCUCAGGCAGAGCAAGACCAACGCCGUGCUCAAGGUAACCAUCCAGCUCGAGCACAUCGGCGGCGAGACCGCGUAUGUCGCGCCGCCGCUGCCCAAGGGCGAGAUCCUCGGUGGAGUCGCGGGGCUGCUCGACAACGACGUGUACCGCACGCGCCCGCGCGACAUCUACGUCGGCAGCACCGGCGGCGCAUGCUCGUCCUCGGACGGGGAGUCCCUGUCGGCCUCUUCCGGCGGGGGAGGCACCCCGUCCAAAUCGGCGUUCGCGUCGUUUGGCGAGCUCGGUCAUCCCUCGCCGGCAGGCGGCAAAGACAAGACAGGCGGCAGCGCGUUCUGGGGCGGCCUGGGCGAGUGGAGCAAGGACGUGCGUGCGCAGCGGAGGAAGAAGAAGCGACGAAAGCAGCAGCGCGAUGCGCAUGGGAAUGCGGUGCGCACGCGGCCGUUUGAUCUGUCGAGGUUGCCUGAGGUGCAUGGCGUGAGAGCGACGGAGCGGCUCGUGGAUGCGCUGUUUAAUCCCGUGGCGACGACGGGGACGACGGUGUCGCCGUUUACGUAUUAUGUUGGCGGGAGCGCGUCUGAGGACGAGGACGAUCUCCACGGUGCGGAUGCGCGCAGUGUUGUUAGCGUCAACAACGACGGCGCGGGUCUUGGUGUAGGCGGGGAUGCAGAUGGGGACGGAGGGACGGGAAGCGCGCUUGAGGACGCGGAGAUCAUGGACGAGCACGAGAAGGCAAGGUGGCGAUUCGCGGCGUCCGCCGAGGAUCUCACGUACGACGCGGACGACAACGAUGACGCCGUCGGGGAUAGACUCGGCCCCGGCGAGGGCGACCGCCGGCGCCGGUGGUGGAUGGUGCGUAACAGAUCCGAAGACGCGCUCUCGGCGCUGUUCCCCGCGGACGACGCGAGCUCGUUCCACACCGCGCGCACGAGCACGAGCCGGACGAGCACAAGCGGGCAGCGCCCGCCGUCGUCGCUGCGCCGGCGCAAGCCGGCGCCGGGCGAGCUCGACGAGCUCAGUAUCUAUGGUGGUCAGCGCGAGAACGGGGGAGGAGAGGAGAACGUGGGCAAGCGGCCGUGGUGGCGGAAGAUGCUCCGCCAGAAUGGGACCGCGCUGGAGAGCUCGACGCCGAGCAUCCACGUCCAGACGCCCAGUAUCUCGAUGCCGCCUUCAAGGCCAUCUACGCAGUCCCUGGCUCCGCCUUCGCUCACCUGAUUUCUCGGAGGGUCCGCAUCAAUUCCUGGUUCCACUGUCAUGAACAUGACGCGCCAGACGAUACCCCUGGUCCCCGGCCGUCUGACCUACUCUACGCUACGCACCGUCUAACGAAACUCAAUGUGGAUAUCUAGAGGAACAUAAACUAUCACGCAUACAUACUCAAACUCAGCAUGCAUACACGGCAUCGAUUACCGUAUCUCACUCUUUCUUGGCUUUAAUUCUCGCGGAUUCUCUUACCCUAAUUGCUCCCAUUUUGCUUUCGUUCUUUUUGUGGAUUUCUUUCUUUCUUUCCUUCUUUCUUUCUUUGGUUUCUUUCUUUCCUUGGUUCGUUUCUCUUCAGGUCGUCACAGCCUAUACUCAAUAGAUUAUUACGGCAGCAGUUGGUUUUGCAUAACGUCGUGGCGGGUCAGCUUGGAGGUGUUCAUCUUUUAUUAAACUUGGGGUCCUUGGAUAGAUGUUUGUCUACGAAUAACAUCGACGACGCUUAGUGACCUUCGGACAGCAUCGGACUACUCGCGGAGGAUGUUUUCCGGAAAACACCGAGAACUCCAGGUUCACGCGCACGCGUCAGUGUUGCCUUCCGUUGUUGCUCUCAACAACACUCUCAGCGU
Molecule: messenger RNA, 3544 nt
Organism: Coniophora puteana RWD-64-598 SS2
Lineage: Eukaryota; Fungi; Basidiomycota; Agaricomycetes; Boletales; Coniophoraceae
Exons: 3
Coding region: 12-2930 (972 amino acids)
Source: RefSeq, a predicted model, not a curated record